Molecule: messenger RNA, 1510 nt
Organism: Mobula hypostoma (lesser devil ray)
Lineage: Eukaryota; Metazoa; Chordata; Chondrichthyes; Myliobatiformes; Myliobatidae
Product: homer protein homolog 3-like
Exons: 9
Coding region: 112-1377 (421 amino acids)
Biological process (GO): G protein-coupled glutamate receptor signaling pathway; regulation of store-operated calcium entry
Cellular component (GO): dendrite; plasma membrane; postsynaptic density
Molecular function (GO): G protein-coupled glutamate receptor binding
Source: RefSeq, a predicted model, not a curated record
CACGGGCCCUCCCUCUCCGUCCCAUUCUGUCUCUCCCUCCCAUUCCCCUUCUCUCUCCCACAGACGGCAGCAGCGAGCUGAAUUCGAAGACCCGUUAGUUACUUUGUUCUGAUGCAGUCAGCGAGCGGAGCGGCGACUCGGAGCCCGGGGACCGACAGCGGGCAGCCGGUGGCAGAGGCGGGCAGCCGAGAGGAGCCGAAUCCCAACUCCAGCAACAGGCGCAAGGAACCGGAGCGGAGGGACUCGCGGAAACGGAGGGAGAGGAAGCGGCUGCUAGAGUUAAACAUGGGGGAACAACCAAUUUUCAGCGCUCGAGCUCACGUUUUCCAGAUCGACCCAACGACCAAACGGAACUGGAUCCCAGCCAGCAAGCACGCUGUUACCGUCUCCUUCUUCUACGACAGCACCCGCAAUGUUUACCGGAUCAUCAGCGUCGGGGGCACCAAGGCAAUUAUCAACAGCACCAUCACGCCCAAUAUGAGUUUCACCAAAACCUCGCAAAAAUUUGGGCAAUGGGCCGACAGUCGCGCCAACACAGUCUAUGGCCUGGGCUUCAACUCUGAGCAGCAGCUUGCACAGUUUGCAGAGAGGUUUCAAGAGGUGAAGGAAGCAGCUCGCUUGGCAAGAGAGAAAUCCCAGGAUAAAACGGAACUGACAAACCCAGCACUAGAGAUUACGACCCCACAGGACUUGUCCAUCGAUCUUAAUUCCCCUCCACUGCAGCUGGCCAGUGCAAAUGGGAGCGGUGUUCCGAAACUUUACCAUUCCGAGAGCUGUGAUGGAGAAAUGAUGCUGGACAGUGCUCGGAUUAAGUCUCUCUUCUCCCAGGGGUCCAUCAGCGAGCCCCAGUGGGAGUUGGAGUUACUUGCACUGCAGGAGAGUAACGGAAAGCUGGUGCAGGCACUCCAUGAGUCGAACAUCACAGUUGAGCAGUGGAAGAAGCAGCUGGCUGCAUAUAAAGAGGAGGCAGAGAAACUGCGGGACCGGGUCAUUGAGCUUGAGUCACAGGGCGUGGAGAACGUGACAGUUGCAACUCAGAACACAGAUCUCAGCCAAUCGGUAGAGGAGCUUGAGACCUUGUUAAAGGAGAAAGAGGAGGAGAUCCAGUUAUUGAGGAGUCAGAAAUCUGAUGUGAACGAGUUGGAAAGCGACCGGGAGGAGGCACUGCUCCGACUGCAGGAGGUGGAGGGCCGGAACGCUGAGCUGGAGCAACAACUACAGGAUGUGGAGCAGACCCUGGUGGACUGCGUGAACGACAGAGAGAGGGUCCAGCGUGAUGCUCGUAAACUGCUGGAUAUCCUCGAUGUUAAGCUGUACGAACUGAAUGAUUUGCGCCAGGGUCUGGCUAAAAUUGCAGAGAAGGAAGAAAAGUCCUGAAUUUUGUGUAGCUGACUCUUGAUGUCCAGAUCCUCCUGACACACAGUUCCCUGCCCAUCGACUUAACUCCCUCAUCCCCUACCGUCACCACCACCCCUGUCACUCCCUCACUGUUAAUUUCAUGUGUUUACCU